This is a messenger RNA of Atta colombica, 588 nucleotides long. RefSeq names its product odorant receptor 4-like. Gene Ontology annotation, molecular function: odorant binding; olfactory receptor activity. Gene Ontology annotation, biological process: sensory perception of smell; detection of chemical stimulus involved in sensory perception of smell. The record is from RefSeq and is a predicted model, not a curated record. The coding region runs from base 1 to 588 and encodes 195 amino acids. NCBI's taxonomy places the organism in Eukaryota, Metazoa, Arthropoda, Insecta, Hymenoptera, Formicidae. Gene Ontology annotation, cellular component: plasma membrane. The transcript is spliced from 6 exons.
AUGCUCAGAGGAUAUCUUAUACACGUUUGUGGAAUGUUUAAAAUUGCCAGUUAUCGUAUCGAGCAAGCAUUCAAAUAUUCAAUCAAAAUAUUCGACAGCAUCGAGAACGAGAUUAUGAUAUACAAAGAAAUAAUUUGCGCUGUCGAUAUUCAUUGUAAAGCUAUAAAGUAUUCCGAAUUUCUAUUAUCUAGUUUUGAAGGAUCCUUUUUAGCAUUAACAGUGAUUAGUGUAAUUUGUUUGAGUCUCAAUCUUUUUGCAAUUUUUCACAGUGUGUCCAUUGGAAACAAAGAAGAAUUCUUAUUUCAUCUUUUGAUUGUGUUGGCUAUUUUUGUGUAUAUGUUUAUAGCUAACUAUACAGGACAAGAAAUUAUGGAUCACAAUAAUUAUAUAUACAUUACAGCAUACAAUGUUCGAUGGUAUGUAGCUCCAGUGUACACUCAGAAGUUGAUACUUUUUAUAUUACAAAGAAGUGGCAAAGCAGUUGCUGUGAAUUUUGGCAAUAUAAUUGUGGUAUCUUUAGAGUGUUUUGCCAUGUUAUUAAAAGCAUCGAUGUCUUAUUUCACGUUCAUGUAUUCUACACAGCAUUGA